AUGGAGGAUUCAAUGCCAAACGUCCAUGUUGGAGAAGUUUCAGACCUGAGCUCGGACCUGAGCCCGGACCCAGGCCUAUUUGAAUCCACCACGGAUCGAUCCAGUGGAUUCGUGUACGCUUCGGUGGAAAGUCUCAUUUACCCGUCCACCUGGGAUGACGAGGUCGAUAUCCAGACCUCGAUCGCCAAAGCCCGGGUGGACGGGUACGAGGUGGCCGGGGAUCGUGUGGAUAGCUUCGUGAAGCAGACACUGAAUGCUUUUCUCAGCCACUUGCCCAACCAGGGCAAGCUGGUGCUUUGUGAGGAGAUAAUGCGCUGUGCCAGCGAUGACCAGCUCUACGCGGUGUACUGCCAGCUAAAGGACUGUGUGCUCCUGCCAAUGCUCAUUCGGACCCCUGACGAUGAGGCGAAGCUGCAUGACAAGAAGCAGCGGCAGCUUCAUGAACAAUGCUUGAAUCGAGACGGAGAUGCUUGCGUGGCCACACGCAUUAUGGAUACGGUCAGAUAUCAUGACCAGUCGCAGCCGGAUGAGCGCGUGGAGGGACUUACUGACGCUGUCUACAUCGUCCCCCGCCCAUACGAGGAGUACCAUGGAUCUAUUGACGAAGAUUCUGGAUCUAUCUUGGUAAGUAGUGCCUGGCUGGCACUGCGACGUUACUUCCCUAGCACAGCUGGUGCUCUCGACCCGCGCACAGUCAGGUCGCCAGGAAAUAUGCUCACAUUAUGGGACGAGCUGGCCAAGGAAUGGGACAGGUUUGGAGUUUCCCUUGAGCCUACCGCUGUUUCGAAUCACUACAUCUUCAAAGUCCACCCUCGCUGUGAGGGGGACUUCAGCGAAUUAGCCGAUACGACUGUACAGAUGAAGCAGGGCGAUUCAGGGCAGACCAUCUCACUCCCACAUAUGGAGCUGAUUCGCGUGCAUCACAUCAUCGCCGCCAUCCUAGCGCAGUCUGGGAUCACUGAGUAUCUGCAGUCUAUUCUAUUCAAGCGGAAGAACAUGGACGCUAGAGAAGCUGAUUGA
Molecule: messenger RNA, 1020 nt
Organism: Penicillium riverlandense
Lineage: Eukaryota; Fungi; Ascomycota; Eurotiomycetes; Eurotiales; Aspergillaceae
Exons: 3
Coding region: 1-1020 (339 amino acids)
Source: RefSeq, a predicted model, not a curated record